Messenger RNA from Phytophthora sojae, 1902 nucleotides. RefSeq lists its product as hypothetical. Gene Ontology annotation, molecular function: acyltransferase activity. NCBI's taxonomy places the organism in Eukaryota, Oomycota, Peronosporomycetes, Peronosporales, Peronosporaceae. The transcript has a single exon. Bases 1 to 1902 code for a protein of 633 amino acids. The record is from RefSeq and is a predicted model, not a curated record.
AUGGCUCUGACCCCGCCCGGCACCUUCAGCCCGCAGGGCUUCCGCGAGUGCUGGGGCGACUACCGCGCCGAGGCGGACCUGGAGGACGCCGCGCGCCCGCUCUACCGCUUCCAGUGCGACCUGCCGCGCCUCCCCGUGCCGUCGCUGGCCGAGACCGUGUCGCUGUACCUGGAGACGCUGAAGCCGCUCGCGACGCCCGCCGAGCUCGCGCACUCCAAGGAGCUGGCAGCAGCCUUCCUGCGCCCCGGCGGCAUGGGCGAGGAGCUGCAGCGCCGCCUGCUGGCGCGCGCCAAGGAGCGCGGUGACUCGAGCUUCCUGGCCGAGUGGUGGAACACGCUCGGCUACCUACAGGUACGCGACCCCGUGGUGUUCAACGUCAGCUACUUCUUCCACUUCGCGGACAGCGUGCACCCGGCGCAGCGCUCCAACGUGGGACGCGCCGCCGCGCUGCUCAGGGGCUCGCUGCUCUUCGCGCGCCAAGUGGCGGACGGCUCCAUCGAGCCCGAGCAGCUCGGCAAGAAGAAGACGCCCAUCUGCUCCACGGCCUACAAGUACAUGUUCAACGCCUGCCGCAUCCCGCGACGCGACCAGGACUCGUACCGGAUCUACGACCCCAAGACGCACACGCACGCGGUGGUGAUGCGCCACAACAAGUUCUUCAAGCUGGAGCUGCUGGAUCCGCGCACGCAGGAGCCGCUGGGCUUCGAGGCGCUGUGCUUCCAGCUCGCUAGGAUCCUGGAUGCUGCUGGAGCCAAGGAGUCUGCGGUCGGAGCACUGACGUCGCAGGAUCGCGACUCGUGGGCCGAUGCGCGUGAGGAGCUGAUCCGGGCAUCCCCGCUGAACGAGGAGUCGCUACGGGCCAUUGAGAGCUCGCUGCUGGUGCUCAACAUGGAUGAUGAAGCCCCAGUGUCCCGCACGGAGGUGGCUCGUGGACUCUGGCACGGCAACGGACGCAACCGCUUCUUCGACAAGUGCGUGCAGAUCGUGGUGUUCGAGAACGGCAAGGCUGGACUGCUCGGCGAGCACUCGAUGCUGGAUGGAAUGCCCAUGGCGCGCUACGCGGACUACCUGCUGUCACGUCUUCACCAUGGACAAGUUGAUCUCGGCCCUCGUGGCCAGACGACGGCGCAGCUCGAGCGCUCGCUGGUUGCUCCGAAGCAACUCACGUUCCGUUUCACGGCCCAGACGCUGCGCAACAUCGCUGAAGCUGAGAAGGUCUUCGACCAGACUGUCAUCGAUCACGAAGUGUUCGUGCAGGCCUUCUACGGCUACGGUGCGCGCGCCAUCAAGGGGUUCCGCUGUAGCCCGGAUGCUUUCGUGCAGCUCGCGAUCCAACUUGCUUACAAGAAGCUGUUCAAGAAGAACGUCGCUACGUACGAGGCCUCGCAGACCCGGGUCUUCCUGCACGGACGUACGGAGACCACGCGCAGUUGCUCGGCUGCUAGCGCCAGGUUUACGGACGCAAUGGAAGAUGCGUCGGGAGCCGUGACUGCCGAAGAGAAGAAGAAGUUGUUGCUUGCUGCAGCAAACGCGCAUGUGGCAUACAUGCGCAAGGCCGGCGCUGGUCGUGGUGUGGAUCGUCACAUUCUGGGCCUGAAGCUGCUUGUGCAACCUGGCGAGCGCGUGCCCUUCUUCGAGGACCCGGUGAUGGCUCGGGCCAGUCGCUGGCUCAUCUCCACGAGUCACCUGACGAACGAGCUCUUCGACGGUUGGGGCUGGGGCGAAGUCGUGCCCGAGGGCCUGGGGAUAGCGUACAGCGUCAAGGAUCAGUCCAUCCAGUUCAACAUUGCUUGCCGCCAGCACGGUAGCUGGGGCGCCCGUAUGGGCCACCUGCUCGAAGAGAGUCUCAUCGAAAUGCAGCAGCUCUUCGCGCAGUCCAAGGACAUCGGAGCCAAAUUGUAG